Messenger RNA from Gasterosteus aculeatus aculeatus (three-spined stickleback), 1562 nucleotides. RefSeq names its product otoraplin. NCBI's taxonomy places the organism in Eukaryota, Metazoa, Chordata, Actinopteri, Perciformes, Gasterosteidae. The record is from RefSeq and is a predicted model, not a curated record. Gene Ontology annotation, biological process: cartilage condensation. Gene Ontology annotation, molecular function: protein binding.
UAAUAUCUGUAUCUCAGUUAUUUUGUGUCAUCUAUAUUCCCUUUCAAUCACAUGAAAACGGAAUGUAAUUUCGAGAGAUGAUUAAGUAAUAAGCACCUCAACAUUUAUGCUUAUUGCAUAGGACAUUUAAUUUACUCUAAAAAUGUGGAGCUUAUUCAAAGACCCAUUAAAAGAACAUUUAACAUCUUUUUUACAGAAUUUAAGACUCAACGUUUCAUGGACCGUGAUUGCUAAGAGACUGAUAUUUGAGAAAAGUCAGCCAACUCCCUUGUGGGGAAUGAAUACUUCUACAGUGUGGAAUUUCUGAAACUCAAGUCUGAUUGGUCAGGCAACCUCUGACGUAAGAGCUCAGCCCAUUUUCUCCUGACCGAGAGAACUGUUUUGGAAUUUUCACAGCUUGAAGUUCCAUUAAACGCCCCAAAUCCGCACCCGCAUGCACACACCACACUUUCUUAGUUCUGCUCUUUUGAUCGGCAUGAAUUAUUCACUUGGAUUUCUGCUCUGUAUGGGACUCCUGCAAACGACUGCGAGGGCCGUCCGUAUGGAUAAACUAGCAGAUAACAAGAUCUGUGGAGAUGCAGAAUGCUCACAUGUCCUCUCCAUGGCCACAGCCUUAGAUGACUUCACAGCUCCUGACUGCAGGUUCAUCAACAUUAAGAUGGGUCAGACGGUCUAUGUGUAUUCUAAACUCAUUCCAGAGGAGGGCGCCGGAGUCUUCUGGUCUGGGAGUGUCUACAGCGAGCAGUAUAUGCACCAGAUGGGCGUCAUUGGAUACUUUCCUGCAACUAUGGUAAAGGAGACACAGACGUUUACAGAAGAUGAAGUUAAGAUUCCCACGACUAACAUGGACUUCUACUGUGAAUAAGACAUGGCAGACUGAAGCCUCUUUCUUCUCAAGUGUGGCUUUUUGUUCCUCCGGGCUUUAUGAAGGAGGGUUUUCUCUCGCCAGGUAGUCACACCAUCUAUCAGUACGUCCUGUGGUGUUGUCUCCAAAUGGAACAAAAAACCUGAGCACUCUCAGCCCUCCGUAAACCCAUAGCCUAACAUUACACUUAAUAAGACACUAUAAGUACUUGUAUGUAUGUCACUACAACGUGUGUAUUAUUAUUGAGAAGAUAAAAGGGUAAUGGCAGUUGUGUUUUACAUAUCUGCUGUCCCAUCUAGUUACUUACUUUGAUAUGCUGUGAAUAUUUUCUCUUGUUAUUAUCACAUUCAAGUCUUGAAUUGGCAGCAGGGAGAGAUGUUAGCUGCUUCUCUUCUCUUUUUAAAAAGACAUGUGGUGCUUUGAAGGAAUAAUUCCACGAAAACGCUUCAUCACACAUAGCCGAGUAUUCAUGCUAGCUUGCGUUAAACAGGUGAUUAUUUUUAGUAUUUAGUUUUUACUGCCAAUUAAUAUGCAACUCCUCCAUCUGAAAACAACGGGAGUAUCUUAAUGCGCAGUACAAAACCAUUUUGAACCGUGUGUUUUUUCACCCAGACUCAAUCAUCGCUCUGUCUCUAUUUUCCCCUUCAUCGGCAUGAAGCAAAGGUAAAUAAAAUAAAUCUAUAAGUCACAAGGCUUA